AUGGCGAUGACAACCCCACCAGCGCUCUGGGUGUUCUUGGAGAAGUGUUACGGCGUCCCUGGAAAAGCCGUGAAGGAAGCGUCCCGAAGAUGCCCCUUUCUGACGACGCCCAAGGAGCUCACCGUCCGGCACAGCCUCUUUUGGCACCGAGGCUUCCAGGUGCCCAGCACGAAGGCGGAGCCCGGCUACAGCCGCCUCCCCGGCGCAGCGGACCGCGCCGGGCGCGAAGCCCGCGAGGCGCGAGCGGAGCGCAGCGCGCAGAGCCAAGUGGCGCGCGUUGGGCAGUGGCCCCAGGGGCCCGCGCGCCGCGCAGCCGGAGCCCGCACUCCUGCCGGCCAGUCCGUGGACGCCCGGACCAUGGCUGCCCAGGGCCCCAGUCCCCGAACCCGGCUCUGGGCGGCGGCGCUGCUCCUGCUCGGCCUUCCGCGCCUCUCCGUGCGGGCGGACGGGAAGCUCUUUGUGCUGGAGGCUCAGAAUGGCUCUCAGGGCCUGGACCUGGAGGCGGCUCAGCGUUCCUGCAAGAGCAGAGGUGCUCACCUGGCGUCUGCGGCUGAGCUGCGCAGGGUGGUCCAGGACUGCGCCUUCCCGGUGUGCACCACAGGCUGGCUGGCGGAUGGCACCCUGGGGGCAACCGUGUGCAGCAAGGGGAGUGGUGAACAGCAAAUCAUGAGAGCUGUUGAUGUGAAAAUUGAGAGCAACCCGGUUCCUGGUGGCACAUACAACGCCCUUUGUAUUAAGGAUGAAGAGAAGCCGUGUGGAGACCCGCCCUCGUUCCCACACACCAUCCUGCAGGGACGCACCGGCUUGGAGAUGGGGGAUGAGCUGCUGUACGUGUGCGCCCCGGGUCACGUCACCGGCCGGCGCGAGAGCGCCUUCACCUUGCUGUGCAACAGCUGCGGGGAGUGGUACGGGCUGGUGCAGGCCUGCGGGAAAGACGAGGCUGAGGCACACAUUGACUAUGAAGACAAUUUUCCGGACGACAGAUCUGUGCUGUUCAGAGAGCUCAUGGAAGAUUCCCGGACGGAGGCAGAGGAGGACAGGGAUCCGGGUGCAGCCCCUGAGGCGGCUCCGAAACAGGACCGCCUGGUCUCCAUUUCUGUGGGGAGACUACCCCCAGCCGGGGACACAGCCUCUGCGCCAACUACAGGCUGGCCCAGCGCUGGGAGCAGCGCCCCCACAGACCUGCCGGAAUCCCCGCGCAACCAGAAGUUCUUGUUCUGGUUUCCCGCUGAGACCUUCCACGAGCCUGAGUUGGAGCAGGAGACGGAGGAGGACACCAAAGAGCAGUUUCCUGGUGGAGACAAGCUCAGGGGCAGAACCCCGGCCCCAGCGGAGCCUGAGACCAGGGUCCCCUACAGCGGCACUGAUGGUCCCUCGGGGACCUUUGUGGGCAGGAAUGACAGCAAGGUAGGUGACCCAGUGGUGAGCAGCAGCGAUGGGUCCUGGUUAGAUGGCUACCCCGUGACCGAUGGGGCUUGGAGGAAGACGGAGGCAGAGGAAGAGGAAGAAGAGGAAGAUGAGGACAAGGGGGAUGGAUCAGUUGGGCUGGAAGAAAGCAUCCUGGUUACUCCCAAUCAGCCUGUUCUUGUGGAAGUUAAGAAGCUCAUGGGUACCACCCUCACACCAAGCGAGGACAUGACCCGUAGUUCAGUUCUUCCAACUCAAACACUAGACGUAGAAGCUUUGGCUCUCAGACCCAUGAAUGUGUCUGAAACUGAGGGUCCCAGCAAGGAGGAUGGUGAUUUGACUAGGUACGGGUCAACCGUCCCUUGGAGAUUUGCCACUGAGAGGUCCCCUAUGGCCACCCUACCCCAUGAACUCACCAGCUCCUCCCUGGAGACAGCAACCACCGCUGUCCCGGAGACACCCAACCGCAUUCCCCCAACUGUCAUGGCGGCCCCCCAGACUCCAGUGGCAACCACUGCCCCUGGGGCCCGGGACACCUUCCCAUACCUGCUGUCCGAGGACUUCUUGGGACAGGAAGACCCCGGGCCAGGGGCAAGUGAGGACCUCCUUCCAACCCUGGAGCCCUGUGUUGGGGAUGAGUGUCCCAGCCUCAGCAGAGGCCCCAUCAUUGCCACCAUCGUCACCGUCCUGUGCCUGCUGCUGUUCCUGGCGGGCGUGGGGGCCGUGUGGGGCCACCGCAGGUGCCAGCACAAGAGCUCUGUGUACAAGCUGAACGGCGGCCCGCGGCAGGCUCGGCACUACCACCAGCAGAUCGAGAUGGAGAAGGUCUAGCCAGCUGGGCUGGGCACCCCCAGAGCCACUGGGGAGGAGAAGAAACUGUGACACGUCCCCUUGAGAAACACGGAUGGUUCACAAGAGCAGGAAAUGGGGAGUGAGGCUCAUCCUCUUUGUCUCAGGUCUUUGUUUAAGAGGCUGAGAAGCGUCUCCUGAGGCCCCCGGCAGGGCAGGGAGGCUUCGGUGGCAUCAUCACACAUGUCAGUAUCUCCCCGACCGUCUGCCCUGCGACCCGUGGCGCUCAUCCCAGCCCGAGCUUGGCUCUAAUUCCAGCCUGAGGUCGACACUCACUUCUGUUGUCUACUUUGCUUUUUUUUUUUUUUUUUAAGACAGAAAAUGACUGACUCCAUGACCUGAAAUUGUUGAAGUAGGCAUGACACACGGAGCAUCAGAGAGCAGUGUUAUGAGGAUGUAGAUAUUUCAUUGUUGGGAGUGGCCGAGAGAAGAAUAAUGGAUUAUUGCCUUUUAGUGUCACGAUGUUGCUGUGGGCAAACGAGCCAAAGACCAGGACACAGUCUAGACGAGAUUUCUUUUUAACUGUUUGUUGAAAUUGGAAAGAACUGAAGGCUGACAUUUUGUUGGGGGAAGGGGACGUGGGACACAUGUCCACCCCUUUCCUGAUAUUCUGCGAGACGGCCCAUCAUUUUUUUUUUUAAAGACAAGGUUAGCUUUGUCCCGGCAGGCACCAUUUCCUCAGAAGCAGCGGCCUGGUUGUCUUAGACCAGUCUGUGCCUAGGAGUGCCUUAGAGUUUUUGCCAGGACUAACAAAACUCAGUCCUUGGUUUCCUUUCUCAGGAUUAACCAUUUCCCUGAACUCCCAGGAGGAGGGACAACAUAGGAGGGAAAAACAAUGUUUUAAGAGGGCCAAGCUCUAGAAUAUCAAGCAUGGGUACUUACUUGAUGCAGAAGCAGAGGAAUUAAAAAGGAAUGUGAAAUGACGUGCUGAUCGGUAAGUGCUGUGGAAAUAGCCUGAGUGCAGGGUGGACUCACCCUGGCCAUUGGGAGACCCGGCUCACGGUGGCCAGCAAGGCCUGUUCGGGACAGUAGUUUUCCAAGCGUGCUCCUCAGACCAGUGACACCAACAUCAUCUGGGAACUUGCUGGAGAUACAAAUUCUCUGGUUCCACCCCAGACAAAGCAGAGGCCCUGGGGGUGGGGCCAGCGCUCUGUGUUUGAACCAGCCCUCUAGGUGACUCUGACACGCACUCAAGAUUGAGAACCACUGGUUUAUGGCAACAAAGUUUGAGCUUGGAGGCCGCUUGAGGCCCUGGAGGCACAGACAAGCAACACCUGGGGUCUGUCCUGCAUCGACGUCAGGGAUGCUGUGCCCGAGGCGCCAGUUAAGGCUGCCGAAAUACCAUCUCCAGUGGUCUCCCAUGUGUCGGCCCAGAAACAAAACACACUCUGUUUGCCCAGUGUGAAUCGCCUUCUUAACAAUAGUUUUCAGUGGUAAAGAGGGAUGGAGGCAACACAUUGAUUUUGAGACACUAGGAGUCUAAGUGUCCCGAUUUACAAUGGAAAAACUGCGUUAGUGGUGUUUUACCGAAAGAAAAAGAGACUUCCCACAUGUUUUGUACCCGGCCACUUUUUGGGGGCGGGGGGGGGCGCAAGCUUUGGAAAAAUAAGCUCAAUAGUGCAAAGACAGUCCAGCAUAGUCAAAGAGCUCAGUCCCCAUUUCUGAGUAAAUGAAGGCGGGAGGGCACUAAUGGAAUACCCAUGCGUCCGACGAAAACCUAGAACAACAGGAACGAAAUGCUUUCUACGCGUAACCAAAGCCAAACACAACAAAAGAAAAGCCGGAGAGUGUAUAUAUUUAUGACUAGAUACUUUUCUAAUCUAGUACAAGGUAACUUUCCUCCCUUUAGAAAUAACCUGCAACAUAACCUCCAUUUCAACAUCGGGGGUCAUGUCAUCCAACUGUUACAUAAUAACCCAGGAAUGCUGACUUAAUAUCAACACAAAAAUAGGUAAUAUUAAUACAAAUGUAUUCAUAAAUGUGUUACAAAUACAUUAGUACAUGGAAAUGUGGUAUUUGGUAGAAAUGCUAAAUAAACCUGACACACCCGUUUUUAAGAUUUUACUGAUUUGGUGUUACCUAAACUAAUGUUAGAGGAUCUAAAAAUACACAUAGAAAGGGAAUGAUUAAAACACUGUAAACUUAAACUGUAUGUUGUUAUGCAUGUUUUGAGACAGGUAAAUGUUUCAUGCUCAUGAAAAUUUGUGGGGAGAUCCAUUAACACAAAGCUUCUGAGAUAUUUAAAAUAAAUAUUUCCCCAAAC
Molecule: messenger RNA, 4519 nt
Organism: Camelus dromedarius (Arabian camel)
Lineage: Eukaryota; Metazoa; Chordata; Mammalia; Artiodactyla; Camelidae
Gene: SUSD5
Product: sushi domain containing 5
Exons: 7
Coding region: 1-2238 (745 amino acids)
Biological process (GO): cell adhesion; Notch signaling pathway
Molecular function (GO): hyaluronic acid binding
Source: RefSeq, a predicted model, not a curated record